Messenger RNA from Solea solea (common sole), 3160 nucleotides. It is a transcript of the gene fosaa, whose product is annotated as v-fos FBJ murine osteosarcoma viral oncogene homolog Aa. The record is from RefSeq and is a predicted model, not a curated record. The coding region runs from base 737 to 1885 and encodes 382 amino acids. The transcript is spliced from 4 exons. Gene Ontology annotation, cellular component: nucleus. Gene Ontology annotation, biological process: regulation of transcription by RNA polymerase II. Gene Ontology annotation, molecular function: DNA-binding transcription factor activity, RNA polymerase II-specific; RNA polymerase II cis-regulatory region sequence-specific DNA binding. NCBI's taxonomy places the organism in Eukaryota, Metazoa, Chordata, Actinopteri, Pleuronectiformes, Soleidae.
GGGAAAAGGCAGUGCUGAGUGAACAGAGUGAUGUAUAAACAAAGCAUUUUAUUUAACACACUGGCUAUAAUUCACAUUUGUGUUACUGGAUAUAAUGAAACAUGUGUUUUUGAUCAUUUUCGCCCCGCAAAAUACGCGUUAAAGCAAAAAUAAAUACAACGAAUGCAUGAAUGAACGAAUACAUAAAUAUGCAUGAAUGCACCAGAGAGGACGGAAUGGUUUCAUUCAUGUGUUUAUAAAUAGGCGCACGUUCCUCACGCGCGCAGCUGCAUUCAUAAAGAUGAAGAGAAGCCGCCGAUGUUUGUGGAAUGUGACAACUGAGAGUCCCUGAAAGCGUCGUCAGGACAAAAAAACGCAAACCCUUGUUAGUGAAUCCCUGACAAUAAAAAAGAGCACGCUAUUUUACACUGAAAUGUAUAUAGAGCUGCGUGGCUGUCAGGCUGCCUCCCCUCCCCUUCCUCCUCCUCCUCCUCCUCCUCCCCCUCCUCCUCAUGUGAAUGGUACAGUCUUUGUUCAUUCAUAAAAUUCUCGCAGAGCACAAAAGGAGGGGCUUGCAUUCUCGUCGUCCAGUUGCCAGGUAUAUACCUGGAGGAGAGAGCCGCGGAAGGCCAGCGUUUUCUCACUGAUUGGGAUUUAUCUAUUGUUUUAUUUAUUUAUUAAUUUGUUUGUUUAUUUAUUUUUGUGUGUGCAUUCAUUCUUCUCCUCGUCCACCCUUCUUGUUUUCCACCUGGUGAGGAUGUUUCACAUCAACCUGACGCCUGACAUGGAUUCAGUCUCUGCCACAAGCCGGUCUCCUGUUGUCGGGACACUGUGCCAGAAGACGCCAGAAGAUGAGGCGAGCUCUCCAGCCUCCUCCUCCUCCUCCUCCGAGAGCAACGCAAAGGACGUCUGCCAGAGUGUUGAAGACACUCCAUUUGUGCCGACAGUCACUGCGAUCUCCUCCACCCCAGAUUUUCAGUGGAUGGUCCAGCCUACGAUUAUCACAUCCAUCUCCCCGUCUCUGGGAUGCAACCAAGCCAAUGAACCCCAAAGCUCCCACCAGACAACACCCAAAGCAGGCGGGAAUAAGGGGAAAAAUGCUGCCAGAAAGGGGAAACCCGAGCAGCUCUCUCCAGAGGAGGAGGAGAAGAAGAGGGUGAGGAGGGAGAGGAAUAAAAUGGCUGCAGCAAAGUGUCGCAACAGACGGAGGGAACUCACAGAUACACUGCAAGCUGAGACAGACACGCUGGAAGAGGAAAAAUCAGCCCUGGAGACGGAAAUAGCCAACCUCCUGAAGGAGAAAGAGCGCCUUGAAUUCAUCCUCGCCACUCAUAAACCGCUGUGCCAAAUGUCAGAGGAGCUCGAGGUGAUUUUCCAGGAGCCCGCAGCGUCCAUGGAGCUGUCACCCGGUCCAGACGUGGACAGACUUCCAGAGGACGGCGCCCAGGAAGCCCCUUCACUCCAGGACAUGGACGUCCCCAGUGAUCCGUCCACAGCCAUCUCUGGGAACUCCAACAUCCUGCUGUGUGCCAGUGCUGAAAUCAACAUCUGCGACCUGGAGCCCUCUCUGGACAUGAAGGAGGGGCUGCUGGACAGCAUGUUACCCAGUUUGGAAGAGAAGACUCCCAUGGAGACGGCUCGGUCCGUGCCAGACAUAGACCUGAGCAGUUCUCUCGGGCUCUCCGACUGGGAGACCCUGUACAAAUCCGUGUCGAGCGACCUGGAGCCUCUCAGCACUCCCGUGGUGACCUCCACCCCCACGUGCAGCAGCUACCUGUCCAUGUUCACGUUUGCUUGUCCCGAGCUGGACUCUGUCCCUGAGGGACUGGACAGCCAUAAAAGUGGAGGAGGGGCCAAAGCCGAGUCCGUCGACAUCCUCAACUCGCCGACUCUCCUCGCCUUAUAAUGUCUCGGAGGCAGAUUCGCUCCCUGAUGUCUCUCUGCUUCUUCUUCUGUUCGCAGGUUCCCUGACUCUGAACGCCACAGUGUGCGAGGACCACAUUCACAAAGCGUCUGUGCGUGUGCGUGUGCGUGCGUGUGUGUGAACUCUGUCCAGAUGCAUAACCAAACACAGCGAUGUAGCUGAAAGCAUGGCUUUUAUUCACACUCGAGGGACCGGAAGAGUCGGUGUUGGGUUGUUGUUGUUGUUGUUUUUUAAAAAAGCAAACAAAAACAAAACAAAAGCAUGCUGAGGAAUUCCAAAAUAACUUUAAGAGCUCAUAUUUAUCUGAUCUGCUCCUAGAUCUAACGGCGUAAUGUGGAACCUAAAUGUUAUGGUAUGGUUUUGUGCGUUUUUUGGUGUCAAUGGUGUGCAUUAAUUACUGUAAAUGUUGUAUUUUACAUAUGCAUCCAUGUUAACGUACCUCCAUACCUCAAUGUCAUCAGCUGUGGUUUGACCUCAUUGUUACAAUGUUGAAAGUUUUCCAUGAAAACAUCUAGUGCUAUAUAUAUACAAAUAUAUAUAUAUAAAUAUAAAUAUACAUACUGUGUAUCUUAUCAAGAUGUAACUUAUGGUUUAUUUUUUUACCUUUCAGAUUUUGACUUAUUUGUUAAAAUUUCAGAAAAAUACCUAAAAUGAGCAUUUGAUUGCUUAUCUAUGCUGCUGAAUACUGAACAAUAAAUCGACAGUCAGAGUGUUUGUUUGGCGCCGCUGGUCCUGGUCCUGGUUCUGGUUCUUAACCAAGGUGAAAUAUUAAAAUUGGCAGCUUGGAUGUUAACGUCACGUGUUGUCCCCCCUGUUACGUUCAAGUAAAUUCUACGAAAUGAACUUUAUUUAUUCUUAUACAGGUAGAAUAUUGCACAAAAGUCACCCGCAAUAUGCAAAAAAUACAAUGUUGAACAUGAUUACUUUGUUCUUUAAUAGCGUUUAUGUGCUUUUUAUGUCAUUGUUUACGUCAUUUAUUUUAUUUAUUUUUUACAGCAUGGCACAACGUUCACUUUAGAAAUAUGCAAAAAUCAAGGAUUAUAGCUUUUUUAAGAGUUACGUUUAAGCGUUUUUUUGUUUGUUUGAUUUGUAAUUGUCACACACACACACACAUAAUGAAGAACACAUUAGUUUGAGUAAAUAUGCAAAAUACAAUGUUAUUUGCGGUGUUUAACAUGAGUAUAGUGUUUGUUUUUAUAGCCUGUGGUUGAAAUGAGUGAACUUUUAUUUUGUAAUAAUAAUAAUACUAAUAAUGAA